Daldinia decipiens is the source of this 2112-nucleotide messenger RNA. Its product is annotated as MFS general substrate transporter. The transcript is spliced from 6 exons. NCBI's taxonomy places the organism in Eukaryota, Fungi, Ascomycota, Sordariomycetes, Xylariales, Hypoxylaceae. Gene Ontology annotation, biological process: transmembrane transport; tripeptide transport; dipeptide transport. Gene Ontology annotation, cellular component: plasma membrane. Gene Ontology annotation, molecular function: allantoate transmembrane transporter activity; dipeptide transmembrane transporter activity. The record is from RefSeq and is a predicted model, not a curated record. The coding region runs from base 272 to 1831 and encodes 519 amino acids.
GCUUGAUGCUGUGAUCUGCUCGCACCAUCAGGCCUCAUUUACAUACCUAACGUAGCAACGCUCUUCCUGAUUGGUUAUACCCCGACUUAUAUCCUUGAUAACUAUUGCCACACAUGCAACUGCUUAUCAGCGAAGAUAGCCGACAGUCAGUAUCAUUGUUCUUCGUCGCCUUUCUUGUUUAGACCAAGCGUCUAUCUUAAACUUCCAUCUAAUCAACCCCUCAUUGCUGCUACUAGCAGACGAAAAUUGUAAUGUAAUUUGAGUCCCAACCAUGUCCGAGGUCAAACAAAUAUCCACAACGGCUUCGUCGGCCGAUGUCGAAAAGACAGCAAGCGACCCAUCCAAAACUGUCGGAAUUGACUCUAUGAACAAGCACAUAAUUAACAAUGAUCCGGAUGAGGCGUUGAAGCUCGUAGCCAGAGAAGCUGUAGUUUUGACCCCGGAGGAUGAGAAGAGGCUAUUGAAGAAGAUCGAUCGUAAUUUGAUGCCCCUACUUUGCGUCGUCUACGGGUUAAACUAUCUGGACAAAACUACCUUGUCGUAUGCCUCUAUCAUGGGGAUCAAAACAGAUAUCAAUCUCAUAGGUCAAGACUAUUCCUGGAUAGCUUCCAUGUUCUACUUCGGCUAUCUCUUCUGGGAAUGGCCAACAAAUCGUCUUCUCCAGCGGUUGCCGUUGGCGAAAUAUUCCGCCUUCAACGUAAUAAUGUGGGGGCUCGUUCUCUGCUGCAUGGCAGCCGUGAAGAAUUUUGCCGCGGCAAUGACGGUGAGGUUCUUCCUCGGCGCUUUCGAGGCCGCCGUUAGCCCCGGCUUUGCCCUCUUUACGUCCCAGUGGUAUACCAAAAAAGAGCAGGGCACGAGAGUGGCAUGGUGGUUCAGCUUUAACGGCUGGGGCCAAAUCGUGGGAGGCGUUGUAGCUUAUGGCAUUGCUGUCGGCACGGAGGCUCAUCCUAUCUUAAUCAAGUCGUGGCAAUUAGUCUUCCUCGUCACUGGCUUCUUCACGGCGUUCAUGGGCGUCCUGUUCUUAUAUCUCAUGCCAGACAGUCAACUGAACGCCCGGUUCUUGACACAGCAGGAGCGGAUUAUGGCCGUCGAACGUAUCCGCAUCAAUCAACAGGGCGUGGGUAAUAAGCACUUCAAGUGGUAUCAGUGUAAGGAAGCGCUUACAGAUCCUAUGAUCUGGGCAUUCGUGCUUAACAGUGCCAUUUGCUCGAUCCCUAACGGUGGGAUAUCAAAUUACUUCUCACAACUCAUCGUUUCAUUUGGGUUUUCAGCGAAUGAAUCCCUUCUUUUAGGAGCACCCGGCGGCGCUAUCCAGAUCAUCACUCUCCUGGUUGCUGGGCAUUUUGGCGAUCGAUUCAAAAACCGCAUUUUAUUCGGUGCUGCCGGCGUCCUACUGUCAGUGGUGGGCCUCUUUCUUAUCCUCCUCCUGCCACUUAGUAACAGUGGCGGCCGGCUUGCGGGUUAUUACUUGUAUCAGUCCGCUUCAACGGGAUUCGUAGCCCUACUAGGACUUAUCGCAACGAAUGUGGCAGGAUGGACGAAGAAGACCACCGUCGCGGCGAUGUAUCUCACUGCCUACUGUGUAGGUAACAUUAUUGGCCCUCAAGUCUUCCGGACCAACGAUGCACCGCAGUACCGCAACGCCAACAUAACGAUCCUCGUAUGCAUGGUUGUAUCGUUCGCGAUUUUGGUUUUUAUCAAUUUCUGGUGUAGGCGUCAGAACAAGAUCAAGGCCGCUAUCCGAGCUAGUCCUGGCUAUACCAAGGUAGACGGGCAGGAAUUUCUUGAUUUGACAGAUCGGGAGAACCCCGAGUUUAUUUAUAGUUUAUGAUGUACUCACCAUACGGGGGAAAGGGCCUCAUUAAAGAUGAUAUCUAUGAGAAGUUAGCGAUAUCUAAGUAUCUCACCACUGGCUCAAUAUUAAGACGUGGUCGAGCUUUUACACAGGGAUACGGCUUAUGUACCUAGGUAGGUAUGUAUGUCCUAGACUUACUUACGAGUUCUUACUCAGCUCGUAUUUCAGGAAAUAUACUAUGCCAUAGCCAAUUCUAACGUCAUUCGAAGCAUAUCAAAGUGACAUGGUUGAGUUUUCGACUGUUGACCUUCCCAGCU